AAGGACUUUCUGUUACUUUUCAAGUCACUACAUUUUGUCAACAUCCUUAUGUGUUUUAACAGGGUGUGGUCUAACAUGAAUGCUCUUUGUUUCUUUUAUUCCAGGGAUUUGCAUAGAGCAGAUAGCGCAAACAAUCCUUAUGCCACCAAAAUUUCAUGUUAAUUAUUUCUUGAUUUUUUUUAAAUUUAUUUUAGGCAAUUCAUAAUCUCUAUUGAUUUAGGAAAUUCUUUGUCCUAAUAGAUUUGGAAAAAAUAAUUGUCCUUGUCGAAUUUGGAGUCUUUUUCUUAUAAAUUUGGGAUCAUUUGAGAACUAUAUAUAGGGGAUGUAGUUGCGGAGGAGAUUCUAAAGCAUUAUGCACACUUUUUCUUUUAUAGUGAAAAACUCUCUCGGCAUUUGCUUGGAGGAUUAGGCCUAGCCGAACCUUGUUAAAUCUUUGUGUUAUUUUUCUUCGCUAUUUAUUUGUUUGUGGUUGUGUACUAGUGAACCCACAAUAUUUCUGCAACAAUUGACAUCAGAGCAAUGUUGAGAAUUUUACACAUUAUCAAGGGUUAAGAUGUCUUCAUCAUCUUCAACAAAGAAUGAAAUAGAAAAAUUUGAUCGAAGAUCUAGUUUUAGUCCGUGAAAGAUUAGAAUGAGAUCGCCCCUAGUGUUACAAGGGAUAUGCAACGCAAUUGAGGGAGCUUUUCUAAAACAAUUGAAAUAAUCAGAGAAAGCAGACCUAAAGGAAAGGGCUUUGAGUGUAAUUUUUAUGAACAUUACAGAUAACGUUUUUGGGAAAUUGCUGAAGAGGAAUUUGCAGCAACCUUAAAGAAAAAGUGGAAAGACCUGUACUCUACAAAAUUGCUGAUAAACGGCCUCUACUUGAAAAAGAUGUUGUAGGAUCUUCAUAUGAAUGAAGCAAAUACAGGUGAGGUUCAGUAAGAAAGCAGAGCACAAGACCAAAGACAAAUUAUAUACAUUUGGACUUGUGGGGUCCCAACAGAAUUUCGUCUUAAAGUGGUGCCAAGUACUUUAUGACGUUGAUGGACGAUUACUCAAGAAUGGUAUGGGUGUAUUUUCUAAAAUUAAAAGAUAAGUCAUUUUUGACAUUUGUUAAAUGGAAGACGAUGGUUGAGAGAGACUUUGAAAGGAAUGUUGAGCGUCUUCGGCGGUCAAUGGAGUAGAAUUUUGCAACAUAGAGUUCAUUGGUUAAUACAACACAGAGGACAUAGCGAGACACCACUGCUAUGUUGGAACACCACAACAAAAUGAUAUUGCAGAACAUAUGAAGAGAACACUUUGUGACAGAGCACGAAGUAUUCUUUCACACUCAUGUGUUAGCAAGGAUUUUGGGCUGAAACAAUCAUUAAAACUUCUUAGUUGGUCAAUAGAUCUCCAUCCACUGCUAUUGAGUUCAAAACUCUAUUUGAGGCCUCAAAUAACUACGAAAGACGUGGCAUUUCGUACAUCAUGGCUGAUGAUGAACCAAAGUCCCUUGGAAGGUGUUCUGUCUUUACUUAUGGUGUGGGGCAUAUGCUGAAUGAUAUAACAGCUGCAUGUUGGUAUACAUAUCUCUUGCUCUACUUGACAGAUAUUGGAUUGUCCCCAAGCAAUGCCGCUACAGUUACACUUACUGGCCAGUUUGCUGAUGCAUUUAUGACCAUAAUAGCUGGUGAACUGAUAGACAGGUUUGGUCAUUUAAAAUUAUGGCAUGGCAUGGGAUGCCUGUUAGUUGCUGUAUCUUUUACAUCACUCUUCGGUGGUUGCCUCCCUUGCAAAAUUCUUGGCUCUGAUUCACCCAUUGUUCAAACUGCUGGUUACUGCAUAUCUGCAGUGAUCUUCUGCAGUGGGUGGUCUUGCACACAGAUAUCACACAUGUCGAUGGUGAAUGGAGUCACUCUGAACCCAACAAGCAGAGUAGCAUGUGUUAGCUGUCGCAAUGCUUUUACAAUGAUUGCAAGCCUAAUCUUAUAUGCGAUCGCGUUGUUUAUCUUCAAUAAGAAAACUUCUAGCUCACAGGUUGAAAUUAAGAAUCAGUACCAAUUCAUGGCUUAUAUGUCGAUUUUCAUUGGAGCAGUCUUUGUGAUUAUAUUUCAGCUUGGAACUAAAGAGCCAAGUCUAAAACAAGAAUCUGAUGGGAAACGUGCUGCAGCGUCUUGGAGAUACUGGUUGAAGAAAGUCCCAUAUUACCAAGUACUUAGCAUCUAUGUGUUAACUAGAGUUGUGACUAAUGUUUCUCAGACAUUCUUAGCUGUUUAUGUAAUCAAUGAUCUACGGAUGAGCCCAUCUUCGAAAGCCUUGGUUCCUGCCAUCAUCUACUUAACCAGCUUCAUCACAUCUGUCCUCCUCCAGGAGCUCAAAUGGAGUGGUGAACGGUUGAAGGCCUUCUUUUCCGCUGGGGGUCUCCUUUGGCUAUUUUGUGGAACUUCAGUAAUUUUCCUCCCAAUAAACAUGAACGCUUUUAUGUAUGUCUUGUCGGUACUUAUUGGCAUAGCAAAUGCCUUGAUGAUGGUAACAGCAAUUGGAAUGGAAAGUGAGCUAGUAGAUAAAGAUCUUGAUGGAUCUGCUUUUGUUUAUGGAUCAUUGGGCUUUAUUGACAAAGUUCUAUGUGGAGUGUUUCUGUACUUUCUCGAGUCAUAUGAGAGAAAAGAUCCUGUUGCCUGUGAUCCAGCAUAUCCUUGUUUCUCCGUUACACGAUUUUCUCUAGGUUUCAUUCCAGGGAUUUCAUCCUUAAUUGGAGUCAUAAUCGCAUUCUUCAUAAGAUCCCACACAUCCCAUCCUAAGACAUCGACAGAACCCCUCUUGGCAUAGCUCUCGAGGAGUAAUGUGCAAUAAAUUCAAGGUACUUCAUUGAUAUGGGAAGAGGAUAAAUGACAUAGGCCAGUAGUUCAAGAUACUGCAAAAUGCAACAUGCAUCUUAUUUUUUCUUCGUUGAUGCGUUUGUUUGGCCAAUUUGUUCUGAAUUCAAGUUUGAGUUAUGUUGUCAGUGAUGUACUUUUGAAUAUUUAGUAUUGUUAUUAUUAUGAAAAUAAUAUUGCACGGUGGCCGAUUAGUUCGA
This is a messenger RNA of Capsicum annuum, 3037 nucleotides long. RefSeq names its product major facilitator superfamily domain-containing protein 12. The transcript is spliced from 14 exons. Gene Ontology annotation, biological process: carbohydrate transport. The record is from RefSeq and is a predicted model, not a curated record. Gene Ontology annotation, molecular function: symporter activity. Gene Ontology annotation, cellular component: membrane. Lineage: Eukaryota; Viridiplantae; Streptophyta; Magnoliopsida; Solanales; Solanaceae. The coding region runs from base 1450 to 2790 and encodes 446 amino acids.